This is a messenger RNA of Pocillopora verrucosa, 688 nucleotides long. Its product is annotated as COP9 signalosome complex subunit 8. NCBI's taxonomy places the organism in Eukaryota, Metazoa, Cnidaria, Anthozoa, Scleractinia, Pocilloporidae. The record is from RefSeq and is a predicted model, not a curated record. Gene Ontology annotation, cellular component: COP9 signalosome. Gene Ontology annotation, biological process: protein deneddylation; COP9 signalosome assembly.
AUUGAACCUGGCACAGAAAUAAGAAAUGAAAGAUGGCGGAUAUUGCAGAAAAGCCGGAUUUUGAAGAGCUUUGCAUAAAAUGCGAACAAAUGGAACUCGACGGUUCUGCUUCAGGGGAAGUUUAUACACAGCUGUUAGCGGUUUAUCUGUUUCAAAAUGAUAUCUGCAAUGCCAAAUUUUUAUGGAAAAGAACACCAGAUGAAAUUAAACUGUCAACUCCAGAGCUUGCAAAACUUUGGAAUGUAGGAUGUCAUAUCUGGAAAAGAGAUUUUGUAGCAGUUUACAAUGCUCUGAAAGAAGAAUGGUCACCUUCUAUCCAGCCAAUCAUUGCAGCAUUAACAGAAAAACUUCAGAAAAGGACAUUUGAUUUAGUAUCCAACGCAUACACCUCUAUCAGAGCAGAAGACUUGGCUAAACUAAUGGGGAUAACAAGGGAAGCUGCUUUGAGUGCAGCUGUUACCAGUGGAUGGAUUAGUGAUCCAGCCACAGGAAUGAUCACUCCCAAGAAGACAGAGCUUCCACAGAAAGAGAUUCCACUCACAAGUGAACAGGAACUUGCACUAUUGACAGAUUAUGUGUCAUUUUUAGAAAAUUAACUUAAACUUGAAAAGCAGCGAUACAUUUUAAAUAUAACUUGUAUCAUCUGAGAACUAGCAUUCUAAAUGUAAAUAACUUCAUUAAGACCAAA